Molecule: messenger RNA, 1240 nt
Organism: Hylaeus volcanicus
Lineage: Eukaryota; Metazoa; Arthropoda; Insecta; Hymenoptera; Colletidae
Product: 26S proteasome non-ATPase regulatory subunit 10-like
Exons: 4
Coding region: 359-1039 (226 amino acids)
Molecular function (GO): protein binding
Source: RefSeq, a predicted model, not a curated record
GCCAUUGAACGAGGUACCUAACACGUGGACUAGCUAUAGCGUCCAUUUUUGAAUAAAGUCAAGUCUUUGUUGUUAUUGUUAUAAUUAACGUGUAUACGUUUUUCUCCUGCCUUUUUCCAUUUACGGUACGGCUAGAGUAGUAGGGUAAAGAUUCCUGCAUUACCAGGAAGAGCAAAAAACCUACAAAAGAAGUGACACUGGCGCCGCGAGUAGGGAAGGGCACAAAUUAAAAUCGGGCUUCACGUUCAUAAGUGUAGAGCUUUAGGGCUCUCGGCUGAUCCCUGGCCGUAUCCAAUAUAAACAUUGUCGAUUUGUUAUAUUUGAUAAGAAUUGGAAAAAGCUGCAAGAAACGACAAAAAUGUCUGAGAAAUCAAUUCACGACAUGGCAUACCGCGGUAAAACUGCAGAUGUUAAACGUCUUCUGUCUGAAAAUGAAAAAUUAAAAACAACUAAAGAUAACAAUGGACGUAUGUUAAUUCAUUGGGCAGCACUUGGAGGACACGAUGACUUAGUUCGAUUUUUAUUAUCCCUCGACGUACCGGUAGACCCUGUCGAUGAUAUGGACAUGACACCGUUAAUUUUGGCGGCAUCAGCAGGUCAGGAUAAAGUUGUGAGUACCCUACUAAACGAGGGUGCAAAUGUUAACGCUAAGACGCUAUCAGGUCAUUCAGCACUGCAGUAUGCAGCAUCAAAGAAUUGGAUAUCCAUUUGCAGCAAAUUGUUAGAAAAAGAUGCAGAUGUUAAUGUAACAGACAAUUAUGGUGCUACACCAUUGCAUAGAGCAGCAUCAAAAGGCAACACUGCCAUUGUAAAACUUCUUCUAGAAAUUGGAAAACAUUUAAAUAUAGAUAUUAAAGACAAGACUGGCAAUACUCCAUUACACUUAGCAUGCGAAGAAAAUCGUGUCGAUGAAGCUAAGCUAUUGGUCCAAAAUGGUGCCAACACAUUCUCAGUGAAUAAAGAAAAGCAAACUCCUUUGGAUCUUGCAAGUCCAGGAUUGCGACGACAACUGAAAGAAAUGGAAGAAGAUGUACAGUAAAUAAUGAAGAGUAAAUUCCUAAUGUCAUUGGUUCAGUGGUGUUCAAUCUCUCUCUCUUUCUAAUAUUACGGACAACGUGACCUUUACUUUUCGUAUCCUGGAAUACAUAUUUUGAUUAAAUCCAUUAUGUAUGUGAUAAUACAUUAAAUUUUUAUUGUAUCAAUGCUUUUAUUAAAUAAAGUCAGAGGUAAAUACUCCUAA